Molecule: messenger RNA, 1113 nt
Organism: Sungouiella intermedia
Lineage: Eukaryota; Fungi; Ascomycota; Pichiomycetes; Serinales; Metschnikowiaceae
Source: the annotation of a GenBank genome assembly
AUGGCCGAAUCCAGCAAUAUCAACGAGUAUAUACUCAAUGAGGUAGUCAACAAUGAAACCUCCGAGUCCAAGCGAAUGUAUGUGAAAGAAUACAAAAAGAUUGGCGAGGGCGCCUUUGGAACCGUUGUCGAAGCCGUUUUGGCUGACGUGGACCUGAACGGCAAUCCCGAAGCUAACCGAAUGGGUCCUUUUGCCAUCAAACGAGUGUUGGCACAGACAGAGUACAAAUGUCGUGAGUUGGAGAUCUUGCGCACGGUGAUCCACCCUAAUAUUGUCAGCUUGAAGUUCUUCUUCGACAAGCGCAGUCUGUUAGAUGGUCAAAUGUAUCAGAACCUAGUAAUGGAGUGCUUGCCGUCCAACCUACAGAACGAAAUCAAGUACUACCGCCAGUCCAAGUACACCAUUCCUUACCCACACAUGAAGGCAUACACGUUUCAAUUGACGAGGGCCAUGCUCUACUUGCAUGGCUUCAACAUCUCACACCGUGACAUCAAACCUUCAAACAUCUUAGUGGACCCUUCCACGGUCCAGUUGAAGAUCUGCGACUUUGGCAGUGCGAAGCAGUUGGAAGCUAAUCAGCCUUCUGUCAGUUACAUUUGCUCUCGUUACUACCGGGCUCCCGAGUUGAUUGUUGGAUGCACGGUGUACACAACCAAGAUCGACGUAUGGGGCUUGGGGUGUGUGAUCGCCGAGAUGUUUUUGGGCAAGCCCAUCUUCCAGGGCCAGUCGUCCGAGCUACAAUUGAAAGAGAUCUCCAAGUUAUUAGGGCCCCCACCCAAGACAUUCUUUUUUAAGAGCAACCCACAAUACCGAGGCAACAUGUUCUCUAAUAAGUUGUUUGGAUGUACCAUCAAGGAGCGGUUUGAGCAGAUUUUCUCUAACUCGCCGCCCGAUGUGAUAGACUUGUUGCUAAAGAUAUUGGUGUACGACCCUGACUUCCGAGCCAGUCCCCGGUCUGUUCUCGUACAUCCGUUCUUUGACGAACUAAAAAGUGAGAACUUCCAGGUUUAUCCACGUGGAGCCAAGGAGCCCAUUAAGCUUGACUUGUUCAACUUCUCCAAGUUCGAACUUGAACUUUUGGGACCUGUGAAAGACGAGUUUUUAAGGAGGUAG